Messenger RNA from Drosophila teissieri, 1823 nucleotides. It is a transcript of the gene eIF4EHP, whose product is annotated as eukaryotic translation initiation factor 4E type 2. NCBI's taxonomy places the organism in Eukaryota, Metazoa, Arthropoda, Insecta, Diptera, Drosophilidae. Gene Ontology annotation, cellular component: eukaryotic translation initiation factor 4F complex. The coding region runs from base 460 to 1131 and encodes 223 amino acids. The record is from RefSeq and is a predicted model, not a curated record. Gene Ontology annotation, biological process: translational initiation. Gene Ontology annotation, molecular function: translation initiation factor activity; RNA 7-methylguanosine cap binding. The transcript is spliced from 4 exons.
AGUGGAACCUAAUCAGACGCAUGUUGUGUUGUGUACAAAAAGAAACGUCAAACUGAAGUCGAGCGAACCAAAACUAAACGGCCAAAAAAUACGCAAACCCACUGGAAACCGAAAAGGAUAAGGCACAGGAAAUACGAUUGUUUACCAGAGAGAGCGGCGGACCCGUAGCGAACCGCUCCCCCAAAAAGCGGCGGCCCCAAAAAAUCGCCCACAAGAGAAUCCACCAAAAACCCAUUUGCACACACACACACACACAUACAGUCACACAACCACACUCGCGCAGCCAAGGAGCAAAAGAAGAAUUGCGCCAGAAGAAGCAGUAGCAUAAAGAAUCUAGUAGUGCAACCACCCGGAUCCACAGGUUCUCGUUCCAAAGGUUGGAUCAGCGCCACAGGAACAGCCAAGCAGUCAGCAGAAGAUCACCAGUAGCAGCUACCAGUCAGGAUCAUAAUUGCCAGGAUGAGCAUGGAGAAAGUAGCCAACAAGCAGUAUGAGUCGAAAAACUGGCCAGAUCUCGUCGACAGCGACGACAGCGAUGUGGAGAACGAGAUAGACGUGGAGAAGCUCCCGCCCCUGGAGGUGGGUCCCGGCGAGAACCGGCUGCAGCACACAUACUGCCUCUGGUUCUCUCGCAAGGGUACGCAACGGGCGGCCGCCGACUACAGCAAAUCGCUGCACGUGGUCGGACGGUGCGCCAGCGUGCAGCAGUGGUGGUCGCUCUACUCGCACCUCAUCCGGCCCACCGCCCUAAAGCCCUACCGGGAGCUCAGCCUCUUCAAGCAGGGCAUCAAACCGAUGUGGGAGGACCCGGCGAACAGCAAGGGCGGCCAGUGGGUGAUACGGCUGCGCAAGAACAAGAUCGAGCGGGCCUGGGAGAACGUUUGUAUGGCGAUGCUCGGGGAGCAGUUUCUCGUCGGCGACGAGAUAUGCGGAAUCGUGCUACAGACGAAAUAUCCGGAGGAUAGCUUAUCAGUAUGGAACAGGACUGCCACUGAUAUGACCAGUACAACACGUAUCCGUGAUACGUUACGCAGGAUAUUAAAUAUACCUCUAACAACGGCAAUGGAGUAUAAGAUACACUGUGAUAGCCUUAAAUAUGUUUCAAUUAAUAAAGGCCCAUUGAAAAGCUGAAAUUCAGUGAAUAACUAUAAACAAAAGAAAAACAAAAACAAUAAUUACACAAACAGAUAAUAUAUGUCGCUAGUAAAAGCAGCAACAGCCACAAGUUCAUCGACAGCACAGACAGGAGUUAUACACCAACAGCGAGCACAAUAAACCAACCUGGACACACCAGAACAUCUCAUCCUCAUCCGGAAUCGAAACAUCAACCACGAAUCCAACCGCAUCGACAGCGAGGACAACCCGAAACAACAAAUCCACAGAAAGGCAAAUUAAUAUUUAAGCGCUAAUGAGACAAAUCUUUGUAUUUUAAACGAGUUUACAAAGUGUGUGUGUAUAUAUGAAACGCCAUAAAUAUUUUAGUUCGUAUGUAUAAAGUAUAAAUUAGGCAUUCCCCAUUAAAGAAAAUCAGAGUCCCCCAAACUGCCCAAAGCCGAAGACCGAAGCCCCUAGAAUCUGGCUAAUCUAUCCUAGUUUAUUUUGUAUUAAUUUACCAAACCUUAUCUCAAUCCUUUAACACAAUUGGACCACUCCUCCCACGGGCGUGCCCUUGUAUCGUAGCCUUAUCGAUUAUCGCCAUAGUCGGCAGGCAGCCAACACACAAGAUAAUGAAUCAAUGAAACUGACACACCAACUAGCCGAUGCUGUAUUUAUCUGUUUGCAUUGAUUAUUUUAAAUUAAUGAUACAAACCGAAACUGAAUAA